Exophiala xenobiotica is the source of this 1459-nucleotide messenger RNA. RefSeq lists its product as uncharacterized. The record is from RefSeq and is a predicted model, not a curated record. Bases 29 to 1249 code for a protein of 406 amino acids. The transcript has 2 exons. Lineage: Eukaryota; Fungi; Ascomycota; Eurotiomycetes; Chaetothyriales; Herpotrichiellaceae.
CUUGUCGUCAUAUCGCGUACAGUGCUUUAUGGUCGUUGCUGGACACACGACCUUAAUCCCUUUACUGUCAUUUCAUUCGGAUUCUUUGUCCUCGUCUUCUCAUCAAUCGCGUCGGUCCAGAUCACAUUGGUGUUUCCCGUGGAGGAAAAAGGAGAGAGGGACAGCACGUUGCAGAAGGCAGCAGCGUUCUUUGGGAGCCGUGCUGAUGACAAUGCCUCUCACGGCAGCCGAGAUUCUCGCACAUCCUGCAUACAAUACCGUGAACUGGGAUCUACCGCCGACGAAGAAGGGGAGAUGUGAAGUCGCGAAGGGCCGGAGUGGUGGGCCGUUCAAGAUCCAUUAUGAGAUCCAUGGGACGGGGGAUGUUAAGCUUGUGUGGAUAAUGGGCCUCGGCGCCUACUGCACGGCCUGGAAACGCCAGACCAAAUACUUCGGCCAUCAACGUUCGUCUCAAUAUUCCUCGCUGGUCUACGACAACCGGGGCAUGGGAUCAAGCGACAAGCCGAGCUGUCGAUACUCGACGUCGGAAAUGGCCAAAGACGCAAUCGACCUGCUACGACAUAUCGGCUGGCUCCCUCCGUCGUCAUCAUCAUCGUCAACAUCUUCGACACCCACACGAGAUCUACACGUCGUAGGUGUCAGCAUGGGUGGCAUGAUCGCCCAAGAAGUCGCGCUCCUCAUCCCGCAACACAUCGCAUCCCUCAGCCUCGUGUCGACCGCGCCUCGACUCGUCCGCACCGUCCCCUUUAUCGAGAAUCUCCGCCAACGGAUCAACAUGUUCAUCCCGCGCGACAUCGACGUGCAACUCGACGAGAUCGCGCACAGGCUCUUCUCCGACGAAUUCCUCAAGCAGCCAGACACAGAACAACCCGCCGACUCGGGGCUGAACUAUCCGACGAUCCGCGACCGUUUCGCCGCGGGUGAACUCGACAAGCGUCUUGACAGAGAAGGCUUCACGAGGAAAGGAUUCAUAUUGCAAGCGAUCGCGGCAGGCUGGCAUCACAAGAGUGCCAAGCAAAUAGCGCAGAUCGCUGAGCAAGUUGGACGAGAGAGGAUCGCCGUGCUGCAUGGCACGUAUGAUCGCAUGAUCACGUUUUAUCAUGCGGAGAUGUUGAAGGAGCAGCUCGGCGAGGGCAUUCAUUAUAAGGUGUGGGAAGGCAAGGGCCAUGUGUUGAUGUGGGAGGAGGAAGACGAGUUCAAUGCGUUUCUGGAAGACUUGUUCAAGAGAUGUGGAGGGUCGAGUCGGUAGCAUCGCAUCUGCCUGUGAUUGAUAAGACCAUCAUGGGGAUCGUGGAAAUGGAGUUUGAUGAUUACCUACUUUAGAUAGACACACGGAAGCGUGCAUUGGUUGUGUUGUACAUUAUAUAGACAUGGGUUGGGUACGGUCAUCGAAUCACCAAGGCCUCUGCUUGAGGAUUCUGUACCUCCGGUCGUCGAGCAUCAAGAAUCUCCUGAACAA